Phasianus colchicus (ring-necked pheasant) is the source of this 2826-nucleotide messenger RNA. RefSeq names its product SprT-like N-terminal domain (gene SPRTN). Gene Ontology annotation, cellular component: nucleus. Gene Ontology annotation, molecular function: polyubiquitin modification-dependent protein binding; single-stranded DNA binding; metalloendopeptidase activity. NCBI's taxonomy places the organism in Eukaryota, Metazoa, Chordata, Aves, Galliformes, Phasianidae. Gene Ontology annotation, biological process: DNA repair. The record is from RefSeq and is a predicted model, not a curated record.
GGGGAGAAGCGCGGCGUGUGACGCAUGCGCCGGAGGAGGCGCAGUUCGUACGAGAGCGUCCGGUGAGGCGUGCGCAUGCGCAAUUGAACAGAGGUGGCCGUUUUAGUGCGUGGCGCAGAGCGUGUAGUCACGGUGGUUCGGGGGCCGACGGCGGUUUGCAUGGAGCGGGAGCUGCAGGAGGAGGAGGAUGAUGACUUCGCGCUGGCGCUGCAGCUCCAGGAGCUGUGGGAGGCGGAGGGGGAGGCGGCGGCGGCGGCGCGUGUAGAGGCCCUGCCGGGCCCCGCGUCCCUCAGCCCGCUGUCGGUGGUGGAUGAAGCCUGGGAGCUGCUGGACCCCAGCCCCGACGUGCGCGGCCUCUUCGUGCAGUUCAACGAGGCGCUCUUCUGGGGGCGGCUGGCGGCCGUGGAGGUGUCCUGGAGCCCGCGCAUGACCCUCUGUGCCGGAGUUUGUAAAUACGAAGGGAACGGCGGGAUGUGUUCUAUUCGUCUGAGCGAGCCACUCCUGAAGUUAAGGCCGAGGAAGGAUCUGGUUGAGACACUGUUGCAUGAAAUGAUCCAUGCCCUGCUUUUUGUUACUAACAACGACAGAGAUCGUGACUCUCACGGGCCAGAGUUCUGCAAACACAUGCGUCGCAUUAAUCGUUUGACUGGAGCCAAUGUCACAAUCUAUCAUAAUUUUCAUGAUGAAGUAGAUUCGUACCGCCAGCACUGGUGGCGAUGCAAUGGCCCCUGUCAGUAUAGAAGACCUUAUUUUGGGUAUGUGAAACGUUCAAUGAAUAGAGCACCCUCUGCACGAGACUUUUGGUGGGCUGAGCAUCAAGAGAAUUGUGGAGGUACAUUCACAAAAGUGAAAGAACCUGAGAACUUCUCUAAAAAACCCAAGGAGAAAACCGACACAGAAAAACUUCGGAAUUGCAAGUCAAGUAAGAAAGGCCAGGUGCGUGUGGGUGAUAAGAAAGAUAAGAUAGAUCCAAAGCCUUUUAGUGGGAAUGGGUAUCGAUUUGGAGGAGCAGACAGUGGACUCUCAGAAAAAAGCUUAACGUUCAGCAGCAAUGUUAAAAAUAGUGAAAGAUUUGAUUCACAGCAUCGUUCAGCAGGAAGCACAAUACCAAUUCCUAAAAACGAGAUAAAAUUUGAAAAAUCACCCCGUCACAAUACCUUCUUUCCUCUCUUUACUGAUGAUGCGAGUGAGAAAAUGAACUUAGCUUCAAAGCGGGAGUUCCCUAAACUCUCUGUUGCUAAUACAAAAGCGUACAAGAAUGUUAAUGGAUCACCUGUUAAAGUUGCUCAUGUUGUGGAAGAAAACUCAAACCAAGGUUCUGCAAAAGGCAAGAGGGUUUUGCCACCAUGCUAUCACGGGUCACCAAAACAAGCUUGUUUUCAGCAGACUGCAACAGCUCAGACUCUAUCUGAGAAGAAAAGUUUGGAAAAUACAGUGCAGCAGUGGCCAAGAAAGGAGGACAAAAUUACCUUUGAAAACUAUUUCAUAAAAAAGAAUACCGGUGCAGCUUUAAGUAUAAAUACAUCUCUGAAAACUGAAGCUGAAUCUGCAGUGUGCUCUCCAAGAUCCAGCACUGCUGAAAGGCAGGAAGAAAAUGUCAGUUGUCCUGUAUGCCAGACUGAGGUUUUGGAGUCUAAAAUAAAUGAGCACCUCGAUUCUUGCCUUGUUUGAUCACAGGAAUCUUCCUUCUGGAGUGCUGUCUUGAAGGGAAAAGAAUAAUAAAGCUGCAUGCUUAUAAGGCAGUUUUUAAAAUUGAGAUGUUUAAAAUCCUGCUAAUUUAUCUUUGUUCCUUGGACUAUAAUGUGUUGGUUUUAAUGUAUUUUUGGCUGUUCUUAAAGUUAACCACCCAUAAGAGAAAAGAAUUACUCUCCUUAUUGCACUGGAGUUAAACAGUAGGUAUCUUUAGAACAGCAAGUAUUUUGUUUAAGCCAUCAUUACACAUUCAGAUGGUCCUUAUCUCCUGUAACUUUGAGAACACGAAUAAGAAUCUCAAGGGCUUCCAUUGAAGGUGGGAGAAGCAUAGGUACCACAAACAUAGCAAACAAUCCAUUUUAAGCUUAACAUGGGAUUGUGGAACAGGAAAAGAGAAACUCCAGAAGUUCAGUAAAGAUGCUAAGAAAUCAAAGCAUGUUUGGAAGAUGAGAGGGCUCUAAGAUUAAGUGCUCAAUUUAAAAAGAAUUGAAGUAAGCUUUGUUUUCAAAAGGAUUUGAAAGUUAGCCAUGCUGUUAAAAGGGUGAGCAAAUGCAGGCUAAUGAUUCUCAAUACUCUAUGUGCCUUUUGGCCAGGGGUCCCAGCCAGGUCUUCCAGCCACUUUUCUUUGAUGUUUUGCACAAACUCAGUGAGAGUUCACUAUUUUUAAUGAUGCAGUUGUUAAGUGUGUGAGUAACUACUCCGCAUUAUGUUGAUAAGUAAAAGUUAUGAGCAGUGUUGGUAGCAGUGCUGCUAAAAACUCUUAUUGGCCAUGUCCUAAAAGCUUCCUCUUACUCCACUGAAAGUAUUUAACUGAUUAAACAAUUAAUGGCUUGAUUACUUAGGUAUAAAACUGGUUAUAAAUAUUUUUGCUAAAAGAAGAAGUAUGCUUUCUCAUAUGACACUACUACAACAACUUUAAAUGGCUAUAUUAGCUGUAGAUGCAUGUAUUUUUGCCUUUAAAUUAUUUAUAGUUCUUUUCUAAGACUAGGAAAUAAACUGAUGUGGAGUAGAAGUUGGUAAAUGACACAUUUGCUCGUUUAAAAUACUGGUGUAUUUUAAAAUGUUGACACUAAGGAUGUUUAAAGUGGAUCAGAUUGUUCUUAAAUGUUCUAAAUAAAUUGGUUCUGAAUUCUG